Messenger RNA from Falco peregrinus (peregrine falcon), 2846 nucleotides. It is a transcript of the gene PGF, whose product is annotated as placental growth factor. Lineage: Eukaryota; Metazoa; Chordata; Aves; Falconiformes; Falconidae. Gene Ontology annotation, cellular component: membrane. Gene Ontology annotation, biological process: vascular endothelial growth factor signaling pathway; positive regulation of protein phosphorylation; response to hypoxia. Gene Ontology annotation, molecular function: growth factor activity; chemoattractant activity; vascular endothelial growth factor receptor binding. The record is from RefSeq and is a predicted model, not a curated record.
GCGGCGGAGGCGGCACGGCGGGGCCGGUGGCCUGGCGGCGGCGGGGCGGCAUGCCGGGGCGGUAGCGGCGGAGUCGGUGCCGGCGGAGUCGGUGCCGGCGGAGUCGGUGCCGGGAGCGGCGAUGCGGCUGCUCGGUGCCUUCCUGCGGCUGCUGGUGGCCGGGACGCUGGGCGCGCCUCCCGCCCCGGUCCCGGAGGCGCGGGGGACGGCCAGCGCGGAGCCGCCCGUCCUGACCUUUCGGGAGAUCUGGAAUCGUAGUUUCUGCCGGCCUCUGGAGCAGCUGGUGGACGUCAUUACCGAGUUCCCCAACGAAGUGGAGUACAUUUUCAGACCCUCCUGCGUCUCCCUGCAGCGCUGCGGUGGCUGCUGUGGGGACGAGGGUCUCCGCUGCGUCCCUGUGGAGACGAGCAAGGUCACCAUGCAGCUCCUGAAGAUAAAGCCAAAUGGGGAGGCACCCUACGUGGAGAUGGCGUUCACCGAGCACAAGCAGUGCGAGUGCAGGCCCCGCCAGGACCUGAUGAGGUUGGGAAGGAGGAGGUCCAAGGGCAGAGGUAAGAGAAGACAAGACAAGAAGAGACGUAAAGACUGUGAACUAUGUGGCACACCACGCAGGUAGCCUCCGCUCUGCCCCCGGCCUUGCUCCUGCCCCCUGGGUUUGAGCUGGCUGCGUUUUCCCCUGGCUUGGGGGACUUGUGGAGCCAUGCCCCACCAGGCAGCGGUGGGGAGCAGGACUCUGGUGGGGAAGAGCUGACGGGACCCUUGCUUGGCUCUGGUGGGAAUGCAGUCUGGAACAGAGGACUCCCUUGCACCGUUAGCAACAGGACAAAAGGACCUGUGAUCAGGCUUGGGGCUGAAGAUGAGGACCUCGAGCAGCAUGCUGGUGUUUGAGGGCAUCCUGGGGGCAAUGAGGAGCGGAGCUGGUGGACAUGCUGCUGGAGCUGGCUGGGGACAGCAUGAUGUGGGGGGCGAGCGGAGACUGCUUCAGAGGGCUGCAGCUGCACAAAUGCUCUGUCGUGCCAGCGCCCUGCAGCUGGGGAGGAAGGAAACCUGGGACAGGCGAGGCUGCAGGGCUGCGUCCCUCCCAGCCUUGGCACAGGGCAGCCCAGGAGGGUGCCAGGGAGCUUGCCUGGGAAGCUCUCCUGCUGGGGAAGGAGAGAGAAUUGGGGUUGCCAGAGCUCCUCGCGUACUCACAGCCACAUCCCAGCCUUGCCGUGCUCAAUAAAACCUGGUGGUCAGAUACUGGAGCUGGCAGCGUGAGCACUCCUGUCUGCUUUCCAGCAGCCGCAGGCAGGGCUCUUCCCCCUGGGCACCCACCCAGGCUGGGGGAGGGCACUCCUGUGGUGGCCCAGGGCUUGUCCCCAGCAACAGCUCCUGCAGUACCCAAGAGGCUGCCCUUGGUGCAGUGCUGGGGAUGGGCAACCAGCAGGUCAGGACCAAGCUGCUCCCCAGGCUAGAGGCUACCCAUGUGCUGGAGCUCAGGAGGGUACUGGGAGACCCUUGGGGAACUGCCCUUCUCCUCCACACCGUGGUGUGUGGGCUGGUACCUCUCCCCAUUGACCAUCCCCAUCCUGCACUCCCCUCAAUCCAAACGUCUGCCUCUCACUGUCCUGUGGCUUUCCUUCUCCCCGGCUGGGCUGAUUGCAAGGCUGGAGGGGGUGCAGGCUGCCCGCGAGCCUUCACACCCACCAAGGGCUCAUUCACCCAGAGUGGGGCCCUGUCUCUUACUGGGACCAUCCUGGGGUGUGUAGGGGGGGGUGGUGGCUCUCACUGAGGUGGCUGUGGGUGCUGCUGUUCCCUGCUUUCACCACACAGCCAGGUCUGUGCCCAUGCCCGGGGGCGCAGCCCCAGCCCCCGUGUCUGCAGACCUGCAGCGGUUCCCCUGGGGCUCUCCAUCCCCCCUUCCCCACUGCAGCGGAGCUGGGGCUGGCUGCCAAGUGCAUCCUGUGCUGCUCUGCUGUGCAAGCCAUGCCCCGAAGCGGUGCACACAACUGCAAGCCUGAAGGGCAAACUGGACACCCCUGGCAUGGGGUUAAAACAGAAUCAAGGGUUAUACUUGAAAACUUCAAGCAAAAGGCUGGUGGGUAAGAUGUGCAAAGGCUUCAACAUUGCCAUCAGAUGAGGUGACCUGCUGUUUAUCCUGCACUGAGGAACAAGAGUGAAGCCUGAACGUAGCAGGUGUUGGGAUCCAAGGCAGCUCCUCCCCACACCCGAUGUGGCAGCCUGAAGCCAGGGCAGGCUCCCUCAGAGCCACAAUGCUGGGCUGACACAGGGCCGUGGGGGCAGGGCAGGUCCUGCGGCAGUGGUACCCUGGCGGGGGAAGCCAGUGAUGGGUGUUCAGGUGCUGUGAACCUCCACGCUGCCACCAUACAGCACAGCAUGGACUGGGUGAGUUGCACAUGUGCAGCUGGGCAUAUCCUCCAGGAGCUUGCUGGAUCCUUUUUGGACCCCAUUUCCACUUCUGGCAUCCCCAGUGUCCCGGGCCCGGCACAGCCUGUGUGGGCUCUGCCCCAACCAUGCCCCACGAAGCUCCUCCUUGGCUGCCUCACGGGUGAGAGGGGGGCUCUCUGCUCCCCUUCCCACACUGCUCGGGGUCUGUGUGGGCCAUGGGACACCCUAGCUGGGGUGGCCUGUCCUGGUCUGGGCAGGAUCUCCCCAUCCCCAUGUGCUGCUUCAGCCUGGCUGGUUGCGCUGUGAGGCUAAGAACUGUGUGGAGUGCUUAAGGGAUGUACGUGAUGGUUUCUGUAUUGUUUUUAACAGUAAAAAUAUCACCGUGGUAGUAUUAAGCCUUUAAAAAGGAAGUUACGCAAACCCAAGAAUGUUAAUUAAUAAAAAUAAGUUGGUCAAGA